AUGAAUCUACUCACAGACUCAAAAAUGAUUGAAUUUUUAAUAAACUGUGAAGACCUUCUAAAUUCAAUGCUUGAUCAAGCCCAACUUGAAUAAAUGUGUCAUUAACUAAUUGACUCCUCCUGUAAUAUUAUGAAAUAUUUUUAGAUUUAUAUUUGGAGGAAAUAUAAAAUUACAAGAGAGAUGUAAGCUUUGAAUUGAAAUCAAAAUCAGCAGAAAUCGAAAUGCUCAACUUUUAGAUAUCAAAAUAAUCAAAUCAACUGAAGGAUCAAAAAAGUGAUUUAAAUAUGUAAAUUGAGAUCUGCUAAUAAUUGGAGUUAUAGUUGCAAUUCUUUGAAGAGAAAUCUUUGAAAUCUGAAAAGGAAAUUGUGGAGGUAGAGGCUGAACUAAGAAAAAAACUUCAUCAGCAGAAUUAAUAAUAUCGAGAUUAGAUUUAAACAUUAAAUAGUGUAAAAUAGGAAAUUGAUAAACAGAUUCUUCAACUCUCAAAGGAAAAAGGAUUUCUCUAAAUAUAAUUUGAACAACUCAAAUAGUAAUUUGAAGGUUAGUAAUUUUUGAUACAGAAUUUGACUGAGUAAUUGGCCACUUUACAAACGAAUUCAAGCAUUAUUACUAACACACAACAAAAUAAUGAUUGUAUUAUUAAUUGUUAAGAUGAAUCAAUUGAACUAAAAUUUUAACAAAAAGAAAGUUAGUAUUCAAAUUGUAUUUCGCAUAAUUAAAUUAAUUUUAAAUGGGAAAAGAUUUAACCAAGUAUAUCAUCUAUUAGGAAUUCUAUAACCAUGAAGAAUCCAACAAAUACUAGAUGUGACAUCUAAUCAAAAGAAAAAAUUAGAUCCUUGGUAUUUCUUAAUUCUACCAAAGUAAAGUAGAGUGAUCCUUAUUAUGAAUUUUUUAAAUUGGUAAUUCCCCUUAAUAAUACUUAGAUUACUCAAUGUGUCAAACUCGAUUUGGGAUAAGCUCAUAUCUUUACUAUGAAUUUCGAUCACCUUUACGAGAAGUUUAAGAAUGACUGUAUUCCUUUCAAUCAGUGGUAUUAAAAAAUAAUAGAUGAGAUUUUUACAUGA
This is a messenger RNA of Paramecium octaurelia, 1064 nucleotides long. NCBI's taxonomy places the organism in Eukaryota, Ciliophora, Oligohymenophorea, Peniculida, Parameciidae. The record is from the annotation of a GenBank genome assembly.